UGUGCACUGACAUCGCGGUUUAAAGCCACCCGAAGGAAAGGCGUUCUCGUGCGGCUUUUUCUACUUGUGCGCGCGCGACCAGCCUCCAACGUUCGAGUAUCUCGCGGUUCUUACACCUAGCUCUCGCCGAGGAAAUCCGACGGCGUUCACGAGUGACACGGCGGCCGAUAUAGUUCCCGUUCACGCCGGUGGAAAACUGUGGACAGUGUUUACCAUACGUGUUGAAUAUACCUGAUGACUGCUGGGCGGCUAGUCAUAUGCGUGUUAAAUUCAAAAUAGGAUACAGGAUAUAUGCGUCGGGUAGUGCAAUAAAACUAGCUGGUAAAAAUAAUGUCAAGAAACUGCAUACACUGCUGUCAAUAGUGGAAGAGAAACCAAAAGUGGAUACAGGACAAAAUAAUAGACACAACGAGCACCACAUCAAAAACCACUUCAAGCACAACCAUUAUACACACAAUUCCAUACUGACACCUUCGACACUUAACCAGGGCCUAGAUGCAGGUACAAGUGACGAUAGUGGUAGAGCAUCUGAACAACUGCACGGCCCUGGUAUACCUAGGGAUUGCCAGGACGCAGACAGUUCCAGGGACCACCUCAGCGAUGCUAGCAGUCAUUGCAGUUCGGGUAAAGGUUAUAUCUGUGAUAGUGAAGGAGAAGACGAUAAGGGCUCGGAUGCUGAAUCGAUACUCUUUGAAUCUUCUACCCCACCACCCCUUGCACGUAAAUACGAGUUGCCAUCAUCUUCACCACACGUACUGCCUCCAGCAAACGGGGCAGGAGGUUCUCCUCCAGACACUGGUGGACAAAUUUCCAAUCCAGCAACGGAUGCUCCAGCACCUAUACCACCACCUGUGCCUGCAUCUGCACCAGUACCAACAGCUCCAAGUCCUCCCAGUCCUACUCUACCCCCUCACAUAUCCCAGCCACCUAUGACUAGUCCAUUGGCAGCGAAUCCACGUGCAAUAGCUCCACAACAGCGACCAGCUUCUCCUGCUCUGCCACCUCCAUCCUUAUCCCAACAGCCUCAUACUACGAUACCUGCGUUACACACACCUAAUGUGCCCCUCGUUUCGUCGAGUCAUACAACUAGUCCCGCGGUAGCCAGUUUAGGUGUUACCCCGGCAGCACCGUCAAACGGAGCAACUACCACCAGCUAUCCACCGUCGAUACCCAUGGCUGCUUAUCCCCAAACUCAACCAUCUUAUCCACCCCUCUAUACACCAUACACUGCUCUGAACCACAGUCCGUACCUUCCGCCUGCGGUACCGUCACCUUCCCACUCUGCUUCUUCACGGGCGGAGGUGAGAGGUAGCAGAGCUUCUCCGUGUACUAAUAUAAGCAAACAGCCUGUAGGGAAUACUACCACCAAUCAUAAUACUCCUCUAAGCGCUGCCACCACGACAUGUGUGUCCACGAUAACAAAUACCGUUACUACGGCGAAUACCAUUGCUCAUAGAGAUAUGGUAGCCUGUAGCCUAACUGGAAGAAACAAUAACUCGCCUCGUGGACACAGCCCAAGUCGGGAAAGGGAUAGUUACAGCAGUAACGUGAGUAGUCUAAGUCGAGGUAGCAUCACACCGAUAAGUGUGCCAAACACAUCAUCUCCAGCCAAUUCUAGUCUACCUGCUUACUCCAAACCACAAGGAUGGAUUGGUAGCAGCACAACUUCGCAACUGUCUCCGGCAACAGCGACAUCGGUUCCAAGGCCAACUCCUCCACCAGUACCAUUAGGCAUGCAUACAUUUCCACCAAUGUUCGCCGCACCGCUACCACCCCCCGUCUCCAGUUCCAGUCCGCACACGUCACUGCCUUCACUACCACCACCAACGACCAAUCCUAACCCGUUCUCCGCGGAGUCCCUCUUUCAAACAAGUCAGGCAGACCUGUUAAGGCGAGAGCUUGACAAUAGAUUCUUGGCGUCGCAAGACAGAAACGUCGGAGUUGGCAACUUGGGCCCGCCACCGUACCUCAGGACAGAAAUGCACCACCAUCAACACCAACACACUCACGUACACCAGCACACGACGCCUUUGCUACCACCGUCGGCUGCUACAACCCUGUUUCCACCUCCUAUAUUUAAGGACAUCCCCAAGUUGGGAGGAGUCGAAUCACCAUUUUUUCGUGGCAAUUUAAAUCUCUCCGGGUACUCUGGUUUCAAUACUGGUCUCCUGCAUCCGGGAAUUGGACCGCCGUCGACUCCUUUCGUCGCACCCAAUCAUUUAACAUCGUUCGCACCAAAGAAAAGUGGAAAGUGGAAUGCGAUGCACGUGCGCAUUGCCUGGGAAAUUUACCAUCAUCAGCAGAAACAGCAAGUGGAAGCUAAGGCGGGUGGCGUUGUUGGUACUAAAACAGAAUUACUCAGACCACCGGGCCAUCUUUAUCCAGGAGGACCACCAAGUGGUCUCGGGAUUGGCGCGCCUCCCAUGGCGCCUCCAUUCCCCACGAAUAUACCGUCUGCUCAUCCUGCACCACCACCACCUCACCCGUUCCUGUCUACGCCGGCAUCACAUUUAGGAACAGGAAUGUCACCGUUCGGCAGGUAUCCGUCAACGUUCGGCGCGCCAAAUCCCAAUUUCCCAGGUCUUUCUAGCUUCCCGCCGUCGAGGGAAAUGCCGCCAUUGGGCGGGUUAGGUUCCGUGCACGAUCCUUGGAGAGGAUUGCAACGGGCCUCGUCCGGAUUCCCGCCGACCACGGUUUCCUGGAGUUUAAAACCGGAACCACCAGCGAUCGAUAGACGAGCGGAGCUCGAGGAGCGGGAACGCGAGCAGCGCGAGCGAGAGCGGGAGCGGGAACGAGAGCGCGAACGCGAACGGGAACGGGAACGCGAGCGUGAACGUGAACGUGUGAGGCGCGAGAAGGAGCGGGAACGCGAGCGCGAGGAGCAACGCGAACGCGAGCGGCGGGAGCGCGAGAAGGAAGAAAAGAGGAAACAACAGGAAGCCGCUGCCGAGAGGGAACGAGAGAGGCGGGACAAGGAGCGUCGCGAGAUGGAGAGACGGGAG
Molecule: messenger RNA, 3002 nt
Organism: Nomia melanderi (Alkali bee)
Lineage: Eukaryota; Metazoa; Arthropoda; Insecta; Hymenoptera; Halictidae
Source: RefSeq, a predicted model, not a curated record